Molecule: messenger RNA, 419 nt
Organism: Mytilus trossulus (common blue mussel)
Lineage: Eukaryota; Metazoa; Mollusca; Bivalvia; Mytilida; Mytilidae
Product: ubiquinone/menaquinone biosynthesis C-methyltransferase UbiE-like
Exons: 4
Coding region: 33-419 (128 amino acids)
Biological process (GO): sterol biosynthetic process
Cellular component (GO): endoplasmic reticulum
Molecular function (GO): sterol 24-C-methyltransferase activity
Source: RefSeq, a predicted model, not a curated record
UCUUUCCAUGUUUUUCUCAUGCAUCACGGAAGAUGACUAAUAUCUUCAGAGAAUAUUUAGCACAGAAUCUGCGGAAACCUGGAAGUGGCUUCUUUGGUUGGUAUGUUACGAAGAAUAUCUUUUUGAGACGAAAUGUGGUUUUAGAAGAAAGUGCUGUAAAACUGUGUCAGAUUGAACCACACUACGAUGUUUUAGAGGUUGGGUUCGGACCAGGAGUUGGACUAGAAGCUGCUUGUAAAUAUGUAACGGAUGGCAAUGGUAAAAUAUAUGGUAUAGACUUUUCUGAUAAAAUGGUUUCACUAGCCAAAAGCCGACUAGCAAAGAAAAUACAUGAUGGGAAAGUCUGCAUUCGAAAAGGAAAUGUUCUCGAUCUUCCUUUCAAAAAUGACACGUUUCACAGAGUGUUCCAUUGUAAUUAA